AUGGAUCCAUCCAUCCCAGCCUGGAACACUGACAGCGGAAUAAUUAAUCUAAUUUACAACCCUGGAAACUUACACUGUGUCACCAUGUACAAAAUCAUCGAUAUUCUUACUGUCAUCAUUUGCAUGGUUGGGCUGGCAGGAAAUGCCAUAGUGCUGUGGCUUCUAGGCUUCUGUGUGCACAGGAAUGCCUUCUCUGUCUAUGUCCUCAACCUAGCUGGGGCUGACUUUCUCUUCCUCUGUUUUCAGACUGUGUUAUUACUGAAAAAAAUCCUUAUUCUGUUCAAUGUCAGCUUUUUCUAUUUUGAUGUUGUAUUCUAUCUUGCCAGUAUAUCACUCUUUCCUUACCUUGCAGGUUUAUGUAUGAUUGCAGCCAUCAGUAUUGAGCGAUGCCUGGCUGUUUUGUGGCCCAUCUGGUAUCACUGCCAGAGACCAAGACACAUGUCAUCUGUCCUGUGUGUCCUGAUCUGGGCUUUCUCUCUACUGUUAAGCCUCCUGUUAGGGUGUGGUUGUAUUUUACUGCUUAGUGGUCAUGAAUAUUCUUUGUGUCAGAUAGCUGCUUUUGCCACUGUUGUAUUUAUAACAGUACUAUCUGUGAUUUCUUGUGGAUUUAACCUGGCUCUGUUGGUCAGGAUUUUCUGUGGCUCACAGAGGAUUCCUGUCACAAGGUUGUAUGUGACCAUUGCACUCACAGUGCUAGUCUUCUUACUCUUUGGUCUGCCCUUUGGUAUCUAUUGUAUGCUUGUCAUUUUGACAAGGAAGUUGCCUACCAUUUUCUCUUGCGAUAGUAAUGAUAUUAUAAAUUUCCUGACCUGUGUUAACAGCUGUGCCAACCCCAUCAUUUACUUCUUUGUUGGCUUCAUUGGGCAUCGCAGUUUCCAGAGGCAGUCUCUGAAGAUCGUUCUGCAGAGAGCCAUGCAGGACACUCCUGAAGAAGAAGAUGGAGAGAGGGGUUCUUCAAGAAAUCCUGGAGAGCAAGAAACAGUCUUGUGUAGUAGCUGA
This is a messenger RNA of Peromyscus leucopus (white-footed mouse), 999 nucleotides long. RefSeq names its product mas-related G-protein coupled receptor member B4-like. Gene Ontology annotation, molecular function: G protein-coupled receptor activity. Gene Ontology annotation, biological process: G protein-coupled receptor signaling pathway. Gene Ontology annotation, cellular component: membrane. The transcript has a single exon. The record is from RefSeq and is a predicted model, not a curated record. NCBI's taxonomy places the organism in Eukaryota, Metazoa, Chordata, Mammalia, Rodentia, Cricetidae. The coding region runs from base 1 to 999 and encodes 332 amino acids.